This is a messenger RNA of Doryrhamphus excisus (bluestripe pipefish), 14888 nucleotides long. The record is from RefSeq and is a predicted model, not a curated record. Lineage: Eukaryota; Metazoa; Chordata; Actinopteri; Syngnathiformes; Syngnathidae.
GGGGGGGGGCAGCUCCUCCCAUAAUGAAGUUAUUGAGCAGUGCUGGAGGUCCAUGUUUACAGGGCAAGCCUGCUUUCACUCUCCACUCGGCGGACAGCGACGAGUGCUCUCAUUCUCCUCGCGCAAUCUCUCAGCACCACUGACACGGGACAAGCCGAGGAGGGGAGGAAGUGGCACCCCCAGUCAUCCCUCCAUCGGUACCCGCCUUGACGGCCAAGGAGCUGGUCUUCGCUGCAGACGCCACCGCUGCCGCCAUCAUGUGCGACUGCUUCCACCUGGCCUUCCCUAACUGGCACGCCGCCCCUUCUGGGACAGGAGCAGGUCGCAGGCUGAGAGGCCCUGAACUCCCCUCAGAGGACCAUUCAGCAUGUGACGAGCCAACUCAUUUCACUGAGGGAGAGAGACCACGCCCUCAAGGAUCGUCCCCAGUUGAAGAACAUCCAGAAACUGAGAAAUACAGUGGCAGUGACAAGGAGUGUGAGCAUGAGCAACAUCACAAGAGAGGGAGAGGAAAGAAGGCUAAAAAGUCAGGUUUUGGGUGCAGAUUUGACCCCCGCUCAACACCAAAGAUGAGCAAACUGAAGGAAGCCUACAGCCCGGAGUCGGGGGUUAUAGUGAAAACAGCUCAAGAUGGUUGUGCAGAAGGUCUUGUCUAUGGUGGAGGAGGGAAAGAGGGAAUCUUUAUCAAAGAAGUACUACCAGAGUCACCUGCCUCAAAAAGUCUACAAUUGAAAGAAGGUGAUCAGAUUCUCAGUGCCACCGUGUAUUUUGACAACGUGUCAUAUCAGGAUGCCAUUCAGAUUAUGGAGCAUGCUCAAGCUUACAAAAUGAAGCUGUGCUUAAAACGCAAACCAGACAUCACAGAGACUGAACCCAUCGCUGAAUGUGACAUCAUCCCUGAGAAUGAAACCUUCACUCCAGAGAUGAGAGAGCAUGGGAAAACCAAGAGGCGAGGUGAUGCACGCAUUUCUUGGCCAAAGUUUCCUUCCUUAGGGAGAGGACGAAAAUCACGGUUUGCAAGGUCUCACAGUUCCUCAGAAGCCGACGAGCAGAGAAAGUUGGAGUUGAGUCCCACAACAAGUGACACAGAGUCCCCUAUAAAAUCUCAGGAUGCCCUCAAAGGCAAGAAACGGCAUAAAAUGAAGCUUCCAAGGCUGACAAAGAGAGGCCGCAUUAGUUCAUCAGAAGAGCAGGACACAGAUGCACCAACAACCGUGACCGAAAUUCAUCAAACACAAGAAGCUGUGGAACUGGUCUCACCUGAGAGCCUUCAAAGCCCCUCAGAUGGAAGGCUUGAAAUCCAUGGGGCAGAGGAGUUGACUCUGUUACAGGAUUCUGACUCAAGAAUGUCUAAACCACAAACCAUUCAACACAAGGUGGAGCUCAUCAGUAUUGACAGCACUUUGAAAACAACAGAUCUAUCUGUAGCCUUGGCAGGCCAAGAAAGUCCCUCUGCACAACUGUCUCCGGGUGGUAAGAAGAAAAAGAAAGAAAGGUCAGAAUUAAAAAUGAAAAUGUUAGGAAAGGACAAAUCCCAGAAGGAGACAAAAGCAAAAUCACCCAAAAGGCUAAAAACACUUGGUGCAAGUUUAGAAAUAGCAGGUCAAGGCAUUGUUAUGGGGAAUUCGCCAGAUAAAACGACCAGUACUCAAAUAAUUACGAGUGAGAGGAUUGAAGAAACAUCCCCACUCAAAGACAAAGGAAAAACAAAAAAAAGAACUGGCCUUCCUAAGCGUGAAGACAUUGAAAUUCCUGGAAUGGAAGCCGUGUCUAUAAAGACCAAAGCCAAAGGACGCCAUGAAGAGACACCAGAAACAGUCCAACUAUCAAUCGAUGUUGACAGAGUGAAAGAGGCUGUUUCAAAGUUGCCUGGAUAUAAACUGCCAAAGGUUGAUAUGUGUGGAGUACGUAUCCCUGAAGAAAUCACUGUCAUAGAUGCAAAUGCACAAAGAAUAUCUGUAAAAACACCCACAAAAGUUAACGACAGCAAAACAAAACAGGGGGUAACUAUCAGUCAGCUGGAGGUAACUGCCUCUACAGAAAUAGCCACAACUUCAUACAAACAACCAAAGAUCAAACUGGAUGAUUUAACAGGAGAAGAGGUUCUACGUGUGACCAAAGUGGACCAAGGUGAUACACUGAUAAAUGUCAAACAAGCAACCCAAGAGCGUGAACUUGAUGACUCAAAAGAGUCUGAUAAGAAAUCAAUGACUGCAAAGAUAGUUUUGCCAACCAUUGGGUUUUCAAAGUCUGACUUUAGAAUCCCUGAAAUUGGUAUGUAUUUGCCAAAAGCAAAUAUUUCUGGACAAAAUGGUGACGAGGUUAAAGGAGAAAGAACUAUAUUCCUACAAGAAAACGCAUCGAAAACGGAACUAAGUGAAGAUGACAUACUGAGUGGAGGGAUCACAGCAGGUGCAAAAAUGCAAGAAGCUGAUACUACUGUUGUGGCAGUUACAAGUGAACUUGGAGGUAUCGGUGAGAGAAUUGAAUACAUUGAUUUGGUUGAUUCACCAGUCGAGAAGGACCUUGAAGGAAAAGGAAGUCCAUUUCAAAUGCCCAAAUUUGAAAUAGCCUUGCCAAAAAUUAGAGGCCCUGAAAUUGAUUUGGGUUUCUCAAAGACAGGAGUCAAAUCACUUGAUCCAAAUUCAACAUACCUGAAUUUUCCAGAGGAGCAGCCCUUUGUUGGUAUUGCAGGGUUGCCCACAGAUACUGAAAAGGAAAUAAAAGGAAGGAAAUUUAAAUUGCCAAAUCUUGACUUCACAGUUCCUGAAAUCACUGGGCCACAAAUCAAUGUUGGCAUUUUCAAAAAAGAUGUUGCAGUGAAAAAUACGGGGCCUAAAUUUGUGGAGUUAAGUCCAGAAAAAGCAUAUGCAUUACCACCACUGCAAGAUAAAAAACCUGAAAUGUUACAGACUAAUUUAGGUGUUGGACAAGAAGGGAAAGGAGAGAUUUCAAGAUUGGAUGUAAAAGGACCAGAUAUUAAUUCAUGCUUGGUUAAGGAAUGCAAACCACCGGACAUUGACAUACGUUUAUCAAAGAAAGAAGGAGAGAUCACACGCCCAGCCGCUGAAGUUCAACUUGGUGCUGUGGAAAUGAAACUACCAUCAGCUAAAGUGGACAUUGAGGCUCCUAAAAUCCAAGUUAAACCAGGUGAUAUUGAAGGAUCGCCAUCCAAAUUUAAACUGCCAACAGUGAAAUUACCCAAAUUCACAUUUGCAAAACAAAGCAGCAAAGAUUCCGAUGUUGAUGUCCCAGAUGUUGAUGUUUCUAUUCCAGAAGGAAGUUUGGAAAUCACCCAACCACAAGUGGAGUUUCACCCACCGGAAGUUGAUGUGAAAAUAGGUGUCCAGGAGAGUAAGUUUAAAAUGCCAAAGUUCGGAAUCUCCAUGCCAAAAAUAAAAGGGCCAGACAUUGAUAAAAGUUUACCAAAGAAAGAUGGAGAGAUCAGAGUCCCAGAAGCUGAGGUUGAACUCGGUCAUGUGGAAAUGAAAAUGCCAUCAGCUGAAGUGGAAAUUGAGGCUCCUAAAAUUGAAGUUAAACCAGGUGAUGUUGAAGGAUCGCCAUCCAAAUUUAAACUGCCAACAGUGAAAUUACCAAAAUUCUCAUUUGCAAAACAAAGCAGCAAAGAUUCUGAUGUUCAUGUUUCCAUUCCAGAAGGAAGUUUGGAAAUAACUCAACCACAAGCGGAGUUUCAUCCACCAGAGGUUGAUGUGAAAAUAGGUGACCAAGAAAGCAAGUUUAAAAUGCCAAAGUUCGGAAUCUCCAUGCCAAAAAUAAAAGGACCAGACAUUGAUAUAAGUUCAUCAAAGAAAGAUGGAGAGAUCACAGUCCCAGAAAUUGUAGUUGAAGUCGGUGAUGUUGAAAUGAAACUACCAUCAGCUAAAGUGGAAAUUGAGGCUCCUAAAAUCGCAGUUAAACCAGGUGAUGUUGAAGGAUCCCCAUCCAAGUUUAAACUGCCAACAGUGAAUUUACCCAAAUUCACAUUUGCAAAACAAAGCAGCAAAGAUUCUGAUGUUGAUGUCCCAGACGUUGAUGUUUCUAUUCCAGAAGGAAGUUUGGAAAUCACCCAACCACAAGUGGAGUUUCACCCACCGGAAGUUGAUGUGAAAAUAGGUGACCGAGAGAGCAAGUUUAAAAUGCCAAAGUUCGGAAUCUCCAUGCCAAAAAUAAAAGGGCCAGACAUUGAUAUAAGUUUAUCAAAGAAAGAUGGAGAGAUCAGAGUCCCGGAAGCUGAAGUUGAACUCUGUGAUGUUGAAAUGAAACUGUCAUCAGCAAAAGUGGAAAUUGAGGCUCCUAAAGUCGAAGUUAAACCAGGUGAUGUGGAAGGUUCACCAUCCAAAUUGAAACUGCCAACAGUGAAAUUACGAAAAUUCUCAUUUGCAAAACAAAGCAGCAAAGAUUCUAAUGUUGAUGUCCCAGAUGUUGAUGUUUCCAUUCCAGAAAGAAGUUUGGAAAUCACCCAACCACAAGUAGAGUUUCACCCACCAGAGGUUGAUGUGAAAAUAGGUGACCAGGAGAGCAAGUUUAAAAUGCCAAAGUUCGGAAUCUCCAUGCCAAAAAUAAAAGGGCCAGACAUUGAUAUAAGUUUAUCAAGAAAAGAUGGAGAGAUCAGAGUCCCAGUAGCUGAAGUUGAACUCGGUCUUGUGGAAAUGAAAAUGCCAUCAGCUGAAGUAGAAAUUGAGGCUCCUAAAGUCGAAGUUAAACCAGGUGAUGUUAAAGGAUCGCCAUCAAAAUUUAAAUUGCCAACAGUGAAAUUACCAAAAUUCACAUUUGCAAAACAAAGCAGCAAAGAUUCUGAUGUUGAUGUCCCAGAUGUUGAUUUUUCCAUUCCAGAAGGAAGUUUGGAAAUCACCCAACCACAAGUAGAGUUUCACCCACCAGAGGUUGAUAUGAAAAUAGGUGACCAGGAGAGCAAGUUUAAAAUGCCAAAGUUCGGAAUCUUCAUGCCAAAAAUAAAGGGGCCCGACCUUGAUAUAAGUUUAUCAAAGAAAGAAGGAGAGAUCACAGUACCAGAAGCUGAAGUUGAACUCGGUCAUGUGGAAAUUAAAAUGCCAUCAGCUGAAGUUGAAAUUGAGGCUUCUAAAAUUGAAGUUAAACCAGGUGACGUUGAAGGAUCGCCAUCCAAAUUUAAACUGCCAACAGUGAAAUUACCAAAAUUCUCAUUUGCAAAACAAAGCAGCAAAGAUUCGGAUGUUGAUGUCCAAGAUGUUGAUGUUUCCAUUCCAGAAGGAAGUUUGGAAAUCACUCAACCACAAGCGGAGUUUCACCCACCAGAGGUUGAUGUGAAAAUAGGUGACCAGGAGAGCAAGUUUAAAAUGCCAAAGUUCGGAAUCUCCAUGCCAAAAAUAAAAGGGCCAGACAUUGAUAUAAGUUUAUCAAAGAAAGAUGGAGAGAUCAGAGUCCCGGAAGCUGAAGUUGAACUCUGUGAUGUUGAAAUGAAACUGCCAUCAGCAAAAGUGGAAAUUGAGGCCCCUAAAGUCGAAGUUAAACCAGGUGAUGUUGAAGGAUCGCCAUCCAAAUUUAAACUGCCAACAGUGAAAUUACCAAAAUUCUCAUUUGCAAAACAAAGCAGCAAAGAUUCUAAUGUUGAUGUCCCAGAUGUUGAUGUUUCCAUUCCAGAAAGAAGUUUGGAAAUCACCCAACCACAAGUAGAGUUUCACCCACCAGAGGUUGAUAUGAAAAUAGGUGAACAGGAGAGCAAGUUUAAAAUGCCAAAGUUCGGAAUCUCCAUGCCAAAAAUAAAGGGGCCCGACCUUGAUAUAAGUUUAUCAAAGAAAGAAGGAGAGAUCACAGUACAAGAAGCUGAAGUUGAACUCGGUCAUGUGGAAAUGAAAAUGCCAUCAGCUGAAGUUGAAAUUGAGGCUUCUAAAAUUGAAGUCAAACCAGGUGAUGUUGAAGGAUCACCAUCCAAAUUUAAACUGCCAACAGUGAAAUUACCAAAAUUCACAUUUGCAAAGCAGAGCAGCAAAGAUUCUGAUGUUGAUGUCCAAGAUGUUGAUGUUUCCAUUCCAGAAGGAACUUUGGAAAUCACUCAACCACAAGUAGAGUUUCACCCACCAGAGGUUGAUGUGAAAAUAGGUGAACAGGAGAGCAAGUUUAAAAUGCCAAAGUUCGGAAUCUCCAUGCCAAAAAUAAAAGGGCCAGACAUUGAUAUAAGUUCAUCAAAAAAAGAUGGAGAGAUCAGAGUACCAGAAGCUGAAGUUGAACUCGGUGAUGUUGAAAUGAAACUACCAUCAGCUAAAGUGGAAAUUGAGGCUCCUAAAAUCGAAGUUAAACCAGGUGACGUUGAAGGAUCGCCAUCGAAAUUUAAACUGCCAACAGUGAAAUUACCAAAAUUCUCAUUUGCAAAACAAAGCAGCAAAGAUUCUGAUGUUGAUGUCCCAGAUGUUGAUGUUUCUAUUCCAGAAGGAAGUUUGGAAAUCACUCAACCACAAGCGGAGUUUCACCCACCGGUAGUUGAUGUGAAAAUGGGUGACCAGGAGAGCAAGUUUAAAAUGCCAAAGUUCGGAAUCUCCAUGCCAAAAAUAAAAGGGCCAGACAUUGAUAUAAGUUUAUCAAAGAAAGAUGGAGAGAUCAGAGUCCCGGAAGCUGAAGUUGAACUCUGUGAUGUUGAAAUGAAACUGUCAUCAGCAAAAGUGGAAAUUGAGGCUCCUAAAGUCGAAGUUAAACCAGGUGAUGUGGAAGGUUCACCAUCCAAAUUGAAACUGCCAACAGUGAAAUUACCAAAAUUCUCAUUUGCAAAACAAAGCAGCAAAGAUUCUAAUGUUGAUGUCCCAGAUGUUGAUGUUUCCAUUCCAGAAAGAAGUUUGGAAAUCACCCAACCACAAGUAGAGUUUCACCCACCAGAGGUUGAUGUGAAAAUAGGUGACCAGGAGAGCAAGUUUAAAAUGCCAAAGUUCGGAAUCUCGAUGCCAAAAAUAAAAGGGCCAGACAUUGAUAUAAGUUUAUCAAGAAAAGAUGGAGAGAUCAGAGUCCCAGUAGCUGAAGUUGAACUCGGUCUUGUGGAAAUGAAAAUGCCAUCAGCUGAAGUAGAAAUUGAGGCUCCUAAAGUCGAAGUUAAACCAGGUGAUGUUAAAGGAUCGCCAUCCAAAUUUAAAUUGCCAACAGUGAAAUUACCAAAAUUCACAUUUGCAAAACAAAGCAGCAAAGAUUCUGAUGUUGAUGUCCCAGAUGUUGAUUUUUCCAUUCCAGAAGGAAGUUUGGAAAUCACCCAACCACAAGUAGAGUUUCACCCACCAAAGGUUGAUGUGAAAAUAGGUGAACAGGAGAGCAAGUUUAAAAUGCCAAAGUUCGGAAUCUCCAUGCCAAAAAUAAAAGGGCCAGACAUUGAUAUAAGUUCAUCAAAAAAAGAUGGAGAGAUCAGAGUACCAGAAGCUGAAGUUGAACUCGGUGAUGUUGAAAUGAAACUACCAUCAGCUAAAGUGGAAAUUGAGGCUCCUAAAAUCGAAGUUAAACCAGGUGACGUUGAAGGAUCGCCAUCGAAAUUUAAACUGCCAACAGUGAAAUUACCAAAAUUCUCAUUUGCAAAACAAAGCAGCAAAGAUUCUGAUGUUGAUGUCCCAGAUGUUGAUGUUUCUAUUCCAGAAGGAAGUUUGGAAAUCACUCAACCACAAGCGGAGUUUCACCCACCGGUAGUUGAUGUGAAAAUGGGUGACCAGGAGAGCAAGUUUAAAAUGCCAAAGUUCGGAAUCUCCAUGCCAAAAACAAAAGGGCCCAACCUUGAUAUAAGUUUAUCAAAGAAAGAUGGAGAGAUCAGAGUCCCGGAAGCUGAAGUUGAACUCAGUGAUGUUGAAAUGAAACUGCCAUCAGCAAAAGUGGAAAUUGAGGCCCCUAAAGUCGAAGUUAAACCAGGUGAUGUUGAAGGAUCGCCAUCCAAAUUUAAACUGCCAACAGUGAAAUUACCAAAAUUCUCAUUUGCAAAACAAAGCAGCAAAGAUUCUAAUGUUGAUGUUCCAGAUGUUGAUGUUUCCAUUCCAGAAAGAAGUUUGGAAAUCACCCAACCACAAGUAGAGUUUCACCCACCAGAGGUUGAUAUGAAAAUAGGUGACCAGGAGAGCAAGUUUAAAAUGCCAAAGUUCGGAAUCUCCAUGCCAAAAAUAAAGGGGCCCGACCUUGAUAUAAGUUUAUCAAAGAAAGAAGGAGAGAUCACAGUACAAGAAGCUGAAGUUGAACUCGGUCAUGUGGAAAUGAAAAUGCCAUCAGCUGAAGUUGAAAUUGAGGCUUCUAAAAUUGAAGUCAAACCAGGUGAUGUUGAAGGAUCACCAUCCAAAUUUAAACUGCCAACAGUGAAAUUACCAAAAUUCACAUUUGCAAAGCAGAGCAGCAAAGAUUCUGAUGUUGAUGUCCAAGAUGUUGAUGUUUCCAUUCCAGAAGGAACUUUGGAAAUCACUCAACCACAAGUAGAGUUUCACCCACCAGAGGUUGAUGUGAAAAUAGGUGAACAGGAGAGCAAGUUUAAAAUGCCAAAGUUCGGAAUCUCCAUGCCAAAAAUAAAAGGGCCAGACAUUGAUAUAAGUUCAUCAAAAAAAGAUGGAGAGAUCAGAGUACCAGAAGCUGAAGUUGAACUCGGUGAUGUUGAAAUGAAACUACCAUCAGCUAAAGUGGAAAUUGAGGCUCCUAAAAUCGAAGUUAAACCAGGUGACGUUGAAGGAUCGCCAUCAAAAUUUAAAUUGCCAACGGUGAAAUUACCAAAAUUCUCAUUUGCAAAACAAAGCAGCAAAGAUUCUGAUGUUGAUGUCCCAGAUGUUGAUGUUUCUAUUCCAGAAGGAAGUUUGGAAAUCACUCAACCCCAAGCGGAGUUUCACCCACCAGAGGUUGAUGUGAAAAUAGGUGACCAAGAGAGCAAGUUUAAAAUGCCAAAGUUCGGAAUCUCCAUGCCAAAAAUAAAAGGGCCAGACAUUGAUAUAAGUUUAUCAAAGAAAGAUGGAGAGGUCAGAGUCCCGGAAGCUGAAGUUGAACUCUGUGAUGUUGAAAUGAAAAUGCCAUCAGCUGAAGUUGAAAUUGAGGCUCCUAAAGUCGAAGUUAAACCAGGUGAUGUUGAAGGAUCACCAUCCAAAUUUAAACUGCCAACAGUGAAAUUACCAAAAUUCACAUUUGCAAAGCAGAGCAGCAAAGAUUCUGAUGUUGAUGUCCAAGAUGUUGAUGUUUCCAUUCCAGAAAUAAGUUUGGAAAUCACCCAACCACAAGUAGAAUUUCACCCACCAGAGGUUGAUGUGAAAAUAGGUGACCAGGAGAGCAAGUUUAAAAUGCCAAAGUUCGGAAUCUCCAUGCCAAAAAUAAAAGGGCCAGACAUUGAUAUAAGUUUAUCAAAAAAAGAUGGAGAGAUCAGAGUCCCAGUAGCUGAAGUUGAACUCGGUCAUGUGGAAAUGAAAAUGCCAUCAGCUGAAGUAGAAAUUGAGGCUCCUAAAGUCGAAGUUAAACCAGGUGAUGUUAAAGGAUCGCCAUCCAAAUUUAAACUGCCAACAGUGAAAUUACCAAAAUUCACAUUUGCAAAACAAAGCAGCAAAGAUUCUGAUGUUGAUGUCCCAGAUGUUGAUUUUUCCAUUCCAGAAGGAAGUUUGGAAAUCACUCAACCACAAGCGGAGUUUCACCCACCGGUAGUUGAUGUGAAAAUGGGUGACCAGGAGAGCAAGUUUAAAAUGCCUAAGUUCGGAAUCUCCAUGCCAAAAACAAAAGGGCCCAACCUUGAUAUAAGUUUAUCAAAGAAAGAUGGAGAGAUCAGAGUCCCGGAAGCUGAAGUUGAACUCAGUGAUGUUGAAAUGAAACUGCCAUCAGCAAAAGUGGAAAUUGAGGCCCCUAAAGUCGAAGUUAAACCAGGUGAUGUUGAAGGAUCGCCAUCCAAAUUUAAACUGCCAACAGUGAAAUUACCAAAAUUCUCAUUUGCAAAACAAAGCAGCAAAGAUUCUGAUGUUGAUGUCCCAGAUGUUGAUUUUUCCAUUCCAGAAGGAAGUUUGGAAAUCACCCAACCACAAGUAGAGUUUCACCCACCAGAGGUUGAUAUGAAAAUAGGUGACCAGGAGAGCAAGUUUAAAAUGCCAAAGUUCGGAAUCUCCAUGCCAAAAAUAAAGGGGCCCGACCUUGAUAUAAGUUUAUCAAAGAAAGAAGGAGAGAUCACAGUACCAGAAGCUGAAGUUGAACUCGGUCAUGUGGAAAUUAAAAUGCCAUCAGCUGAAGUUGAAAUUGAGGCUUCUAAAAUUGAAGUCAAACCAGGUGAUGUUGAAGGAUCACCAUCCAAAUUUAAACUGCCAACAGUGAAAUUACCAAAAUUCACAUUUGCAAAGCAGAGCAGCAAAGAUUCUGAUGUUGAUGUCCAAGAUGUUGAUGUUUCCAUUCCAGAAGGAACUUUGGAAAUCACUCAACCACAAGCGGAGUUUCACCCACCAGAGGUUGAUGUGAAAAUAGGUGACCAAGAGAGCAAGUUAAAAAAGCCAAAGUUCGGAAUCUCCAUGCCAAAAAUAAAAGGGCCAGACCUUGAUAUAAGUUUAUCAAAGAAAGAUGGAGAGAUCAGAGUACCAGAAGCUAAAGUUGAACUCGGUGAUGUUGAAAUGAAACUACCAUCAGCUAAAGUGGAAAUUGAGGCUCCUAAAAUCGAAGUUAAACCAGGUGAUGUUGAAGGAUCGCCAUCAAAAUUUAAACUGCCAACAGUGAAAUUACCAAAAUUCUCAUUUGCAAAACAAAGCAGCAAAGAUUCUAAUGUUGAUGUCCAAGAUGUUGAUGUUUCCAUUCCAGAAGGAAGUUUGGAAAUCACUCAACCACAAGCGGAGUUUCACCCACCAGAGGUUGAUGUGAAAAUAGGUGACCAGGAGAGCAAGUUUAAAAUGCCAAAGUUCGGAAUCUCCAUGCCAAAAAUAAAAGGGCCAGACAUUGAUAUAAGUUUAUCAAAGAAAGAUGGAGAGAUCAGAGUACCAGAAGCUGAAGUUGAACUCGGUGAUGUUGAAAUGAAACUACCAUCAGCUAAAGUGGAAAUUGAGGCUCCUAAAAUCGAAGUCAAACCAGGUGAUGUUGAAGGAUCGCCAUCGAAAUUUAAACUGCCAACAGUGAAAUUACCAAAAUUCUCAUUUGCAAAACAAAGCAGCAAAGAUUCUGAUGUUGAUGUCCCAGAUGUUGAUGUUUCUAUUCCAGAAGGAAGUUUGGAAAUCACUCAACCACAAGCGGAGUUUCACCCACCGGUAGUUGAUGUGAAAAUGGGUGACCAGGAGAGCAAGUUUAAAAUGCCAAAGUUCGGAAUCUCCAUGCCAAAAACAAAAGGGCCCAACCUUGAUAUAAGUUUAUCAAAGAAAGAUGGAGAGAUCAGAGUCCCGGAAGCUGAAGUUGAACUCAGUGAUGUUGAAAUGAAACUGCCAUCAGCAAAAGUGGAAAUUGAGGCCCCUAAAGUCGAAGUUAAACCAGGUGAUGUUGAAGGAUCGCCAUCCAAAUUUAAACUGCCAACAGUGAAAUUACCAAAAUUCUCAUUUGCAAAACAAAGCAGCAAAGAUUUUAAUGUUGAUGUCCCAGAUGUUGAUGUUUCUAUUCCAGAAAGAAGUUUGGAAAUCACCCAACCACAAGUAGAGUUUCACCCACCAGAGGUUGAUAUGAAAAUAGGUCACCAGGAGAGCAAUUUUAAAAUGCCAAAGUUCGGAAUCUCCAUGCCAAAAAUAAAGGGACCCGACCUUGAUAUAAGUUUAUCAAAGAAAGAAGGAGAGAUCACAGUACAAGAAGCUGAAGUUGAACUCGGUGAUGUUGAAAUGAAACUACCAUCAGCUAAAGUGGAAAUUGAGGCUCCUAAAAUCGAAGUCAAACCAGGUGAUGUUGAAGGAUCGCCAUCGAAAUUUAAACUGCCAACAGUGAAAUUACCAAAAUUCUCAUUUGCAAAACAAAGCAGCAAAGAUUCUGAUGUUGAUGUCCAAGAUGUUGAUGUUUCCAUUCCAGAAGGAAGUUUGGAAAUCACUCAACCACAAGCGGAGUUUCACUCACCGGUAGUUGAUGUGAAAAUGGGUGACCAGGAGAGCAAGUUUAAAAUGCCUAAGUUCGGAAUCUCCAUGCCAAAAACAAAAGGGCCCAACCUUGAUAUAAGUUUAUCAAAGAAAGAUGGAGAGAUCAGAGUCCCGGAAGCUGAAGUUGAACUCAGUGAUGUUGAAAUGAAACUGCCAUCAGCAAAAGUGGAAAUUGAGGCCCCUAAAGUCGAAGUUAAACCAGGUGAUGUUGAAGGAUCGCCAUCCAAAUUUAAACUGCCAACAGUGAAAUUACCAAAAUUCUUAUUUGCAAAACAAAGCAGCAAAGAUUCUGAUGUUGAUGUCCAAGAUGUUGAUGUUUCCAUUCCAGAAGGAAGUUUGGAAAUCACUCAACCACAAGCGGAGUUUCACCCACCAGAGGUUGAUGUGAAAAUAGGUGACCAAGAGAGCAAGUUUAAAAUGCCAAAGUUCGGAAUCUCCAUGCCAAAAAUAAAAGGGCCAGACAUUGAUAUAAGUUUAUCAAAGAAAGAUGGAGAGAUCAGAGUCCCAGAAGCUGAAGUUGAACUUCGUGAUGUUGAAAUGAUACUACCGUCAGCUGAAGUGGAAAUUGAGGCUCCUAAAAUUGAAGUUAAACCAGGUGAUGUUGAAGGAUCGCCAUCCAAAUUUAAACUGCCAAUGGUGAAAUUACCAAAAUUCUCAUUUGCAAAACAAAGCAGCAAAUAUUCUGAUGUUGAUGUUUCCAUUGCAGAAAUUGAUUUGAGUUUACCAAAGAAAGAUGCAGAGGUCGCCACACCGGAAGUUGAUGUUUCUUUUCCAGAAGGACAUUUGGAGUCCAAGCUACCACAGGUGGAGCUCCAACAAGCAGAAUUGAAUGUUGGGCUAUUGGAUGCAUUAAAAGCCACAGUAUCAGAUUCUGAAAUUCCCACGGCUGAGCCUGAUGAUGUUGGCCAGAUCUCUCCGAAUAAAUACAAACUGUCAAUGUUUAAAAUGCCAAAGCUGGCUUUUUCAAGACCAAGACCAGAAGACGAAUUUGUUUCCAUUGACACAGCUGACAAAGACAAUCGACUAGAGAUGAAAGUUGAACUGAAUGGGGACAAUACAUCACCACAAGCCACUCCAACACCACUUGGUGAUAUCCUAAAGAAAUUUGAAGUUGAAUUUGAUGUUGCAAAAACAGAAAAACAACAAGUUGCAUCAAAGGAAGUUCAAGACAAAGAUAAACCCAAAGGAAAGGAGGACAAAAGCACCAAGCAACAAGCAACCAAAAGUCCUGAAAGGACAGGAUGGUUUAGGUUUCCGACAUUUGGGCUCUCCUCACCUUCGGAACCUGACAAAACUCUCCCAAAAGAAGACCUUAAGGAUCUAAAAAGCCCAGUUGGGGAGAAAAUUAGCCUCUCCUAUUCUGUCCAGCCAUCAGAUGACUUUGCUGAGAUUAGCUCAACGAUGACAAGUGAGCAUGUUGUCUUGUCCUCAUCUUCUCCAACCAAGGUAACAGUCAAAUAUUCUGAUCCCAAAUUAUCUCCUGAUGUCGGAGAGAUGCACGAUAACCUCAUAGCUUCCACCACACGAUCCAAGCUGAUCACAAUUGAGCCAAACUUACCUGAGAAAAUCACUAUCCUGUCAUCUGAGGUCUCAUCUUCAUCUGAGGAAACACAAAGACUGGCAUCUGGAAAAAUUCACGUCUUUACGUCAAGUAUACAAGCAUCCCCGGAAGCCCACCAUACCAAGCUUCUGUCCACAGUCAAAACAUCAGGGGAGGCCAGCCAAGCUUCUUCGUGGACUGUUGAGAGUUCUCAGAGUAGCAGAACAUUUUCACAAAAACGAAUAAUCCGUGAAACGUCGCACCAAAGCAAAGAGACAGUCGUUUUUACGCAACAAAUCACAAAAACAUUUGAUCCUGCUGAGCUCUUCACUGAUGAAACAGCUUCAUCCAUCCAGCGACUCAGAGACUCCGUCCACUCUGAAAAAAUGAGAUUUUUUGACGGCGCCGAGAAAUGAAAUACAUUCAUGAGAAGUGCAAGUGUAGAGCUAUAUAAACCUCAUAGGUCACAGUCAAAAAGACUAAGACAGAACAGUUUGCAUUUGUAGUGUGGAGAAAAUGUGUCAAUGUUCCAUUGAGAGCAGGUAUUAACUUAACUCUGGCUGCAUGUAUUUUGUCUAGAAAAAGAAGGAGUAAUAUAAGUAAUGUUGACAAAGAAAAUGUGAUGAGCUCUGUGUUAAUACAAGCUGUGUAUCUAAUUGUCGUAUGACAGUGCCUCCCCAAAUAUGCUUACAUGUGAUACAGAAAACUUCAAACGUUUACUUAACGCAGUUGUGCUGGAACAUUAUGGGGUGUUAACCAAUGGUGCAAAAUCUGACAAAAUAGUAAAAAUGAAUGUUUAUGAUAAUUUCACAAAGAAGACCAUAGAGACUACAAUAGUACAGUGUAUGGCAUCAAAAAUGUGUGUAUGUUUGUGUAUCCGCUGAGGUAAUCUUGUUGCUGCAGUUCAAUGGUAAAGGAAACAAUAGUAAAGAACAGCUAUGAUGGCAAAAAGUGUACUACUGUAACUAUAUUUUUUAUUAAUAGAUUUGCUUAAAGCCUAAUUUGCUACAGUAAAUAUACAUAUAUAAAUAUAUAUCAGCAGUGCAUUCUCAUUCAGUGUGAAUGAAUGAAUGCUGUCUGUGUAAAUAGCUUUUAAUGACUUCUGGAGCAUCACUACACCAUUUGUAUCCAGACUAGUCUGUGUGCUUUAACGCCAAAUGUUUGCAAGACAUGCACAAUAAAGACAGAUUAUUACAAGCCAACAAGUGUGUGACGUUGAUGAUUUACCAUCCGUUGUUGAAUACCUGGUCAGGGCUGGAGUCAUGUUCUUCUGCAGCAAACUCUUACCAGCAUGUCUAAUUAUGCACCUGGAAGAGAAAACUGGCUUCUUCAAAGUGUUCCUACAAAGUUUGAAGCACACAGUCGUCCAUAAUAUC